UAAUAUUUCAGUUGCGUGCGUGCAUGCCUGAGAGGUGACGGGCGUUUUGGAAGUCAGUCUGCAAUCGGAAUCAGAGUAUUAAGACUGGUGUCGCGUUCCUUUUGAGUUAUGAUUGGCCAUAGAAUUGCCUAUUUAAAUAUUUGGCUAUACCUUCUCAAGCUCAACAAGUUAUUCCGGUUGGAACAGGACUUCAUGGAUAUAAUUCAUUUAAGUGCACUUAAUUUCCUUGCAUGGUUUUAUUCAUCAAGAUUCGUCAAAAACAUGUAAAUGAAACAUAGGUUUUGUUAAUCGUAAACGAAUAGGAUGGGCUCCAAUGAUGUCGCUGUUACGGUCCAAGGAUGUCAUUGGGACUGACUGGAGAAGUGGAAGAGGAGGGGAAACGCGUCUGAAAUAGCAGAACAUUUAUCCGGGCGGGUUUGGAGACGUCACAUAUUCUGCACAUGCCCAGGUUGUCUGUUCUGUUUGUGUGUUUCCGAACUGAAUUCCGAAAAUAACCCUAAUGCUGACGCUAACAGCUUGUCUUGUUUUACGUGCCCGGACAAAGGGGAUAUUAGGCGAAUGUGGACUAAAUUGGGGGUAGCCAACCACCCAAAACUACCACCUCUCAUCCACUGUCAAGAUGAACUCUUACAGAAUACUACCAUGUGUCGAUGAGAGCAAGAAGGAGACAUAUCCUUGACAACCAGAGAGGGAGGGUCAAAGAGCGACCUGCGUCAUUAUCCCUGAGAGAGAGACCAGGAAUUAGGUGCCAAUAUGCCUGUUGUGGAAACGCUGAGGGCGGCAGUAGAAAGGAGAAGGUGGGCCUCAGGCCAGGAGAACAAGGGAGGAUGGAGACAUCUCCAUGAAGAAAAGCGAGCUGGGGAAAGGAGGAGAUAAGAGAAAGUGCGUACCUGCCAUCAUAUUUUUGGAGUGACAAAUCUAUUGUUUUUAAGUGGCAAACACCCAGAGGUGGGGUUAGGAUGCACAGAUCAGUGGAGAGGAGACAGAUCACUACAAUCUCCAUUGGAGAUUAUAAAAACUUGAGGUCAACUAUUUAAUCACCACCUUUCUCUUCCCCCAGACAGUCUUAGCUAGUAGCCUGUUAUUAGGCUCCUAGUUGAACAUUGACAGGACAUAUUGUCCCGUUUUGACAAUCUGAAAGUGACAGGUCUGAGAGUGACAGAGUGAAUCUGAGAGUGACAGGUUCUAUUGAUCUCCCUUUGCCCCCCUUCUCCCUGGUUAGGGGAUGGAUGGGGUGGCGGGAGGUGUUGGGCCCCCUGGCGGGGGUGAGGGUCGGCCGGGUCGUAGUGGAGGAGACUCUAAGAGGCGCAGUAAGGGCAGCCUGCCCUCCCCAGGGUACCGCCUCUCCCAGGCAUCGCUGGAGGGUGACAGGUCAGGGGUCGAGGGGUCCGGUUCUGGAGGGGGGCGACGGCGCCUCUCCAUCUUGAGUGCCACCAGAGACGGCCUCCCCUUCCGUUCAGCUGGAACCCCGACCACCCCUGUCCCCCUGCCCCCUCCUCCAGCCCCCUUCUCCUCCACCCAGCAGCGUUCUGUUGGCUUUUCCUCGUCACGCGCCGCCCUUGCCUCCACUUCCUCCUCCACCGGCACCGGAGUGGUCGUCGUAGCGUUGGGCCCGGAAACCACGACAACCACGGCUUGUAACACCGUGGCGGGCACGCCGGAGAUGGGGAGUCUGUCUGGGACGGGGGGCAUGGGGGGGUUUGGGAUGGGUCUAGACGGGGAGGACUACAGCUACUCCAACCAGUCCACCUUCAUCCAGAGACAGUUUGGAGCCAUGCUGCAGCCGGGGGUCAACAAGUUCAGCCUGCGCAUGUUUGGGUCCCACAAGGCCGUGGCCAUGGAGCAGGAGAGACUCAAAUCAGCAGGGGAGUGGAUCAUACACCCCUACAGCGACUUCAGGUUCUACUGGGAUCUGAUCAUGUUGUGUUUGAUGAUGGGGAACCUGAUCAUCCUGCCAGUAGGAAUCACCUUCUUUAAGGAUGAGAACACUCCUCCCUGGAUCAUCUUCAACGUGGUCUCUGAUACUCUCUUCCUGGUUGACCUGGUCCUCAACUUCAGGACCGGUAUCGUCAAGGAGGACAGCACUGAGAUACUGCUAGACCCCAAGGCUAUCCGUCAGCGCUACCUAAAGAGCUGGUUUGCGGUGGACUUUGUGUCGUCCAUCCCUGUGGACUACAUCUUCCUGAUGGUGGACUUGGAGGCCCGGCUGGACUCAGAGGUUUACAGGACGGCCAGGGCCCUCCGCAUCGUACGCUUCACCAAGAUCCUCAGCCUGCUACGCCUGCUGCGCCUGUCACGACUCAUACGCUACAUCCACCAGUGGGAGGAGAUCUUCCAUAUGACCUAUGACCUGGCUAGUGCCAUGGUGAGGAUAGUCAACCUGAUAGGCAUGAUGCUGCUGCUGUGCCACUGGGACGGAUGUCUACAGUUCCUGGUUCCCAUGCUGCAGGACUUCCCCCUGGACUGCUGGGUCUCCAAGAAUAACAUGGUGAAUGAUACGUGGGGGAUCCAGUACUCCUAUGCCCUUUUCAAGGCGAUGAGCCACAUGUUGUGUAUUGGCUACGGUGCCCAGGCUCCAGAGGGCAUGACAGACGUGUGGCUCACCAUGCUCAGUAUGAUCAUUGGUGCCACCUGCUAUGCCAUGUUCAUUGGCCAUGCCACCGCUCUCAUACAGUCCCUGGACUCCUCAAGACGACAGUACCAGGAGAAAUAUAAGCAGGUGGAGCAGUACAUGUCGUUCCAUAAGCUCCCUGCAGAUGUCCGUCAGAGGAUUCAUGAGUACUACGAGCAUCGCUUCCAGGGCAAGAUGUUUGACGAGGAGAACAUACUGGGUGAACUCAGCGAACCACUAAAGGAGGCGAUAGUUAGCUUUAACUGCCGUAGCCUGGUGGCUCACAUGCCGCUGUUUGCUAACGCGGACCCUAACUUUGUGACGGCAGUGCUGACCAAGCUUCGCUUCGAGGUGUUCCAGCCCAAUGACUUCAUCAUCCGUGAGGGCACGGUGGGACGCAAGAUGUACUUCAUUCAACACGGACGAGUCGGCAUACUCACCCGCGGAAACAAGGAGACCAAACUCAGUGACGGGUCCUACUUUGGGGAGAUCUGUUUGUUGACUCGGGGCCGGAGGACGGCGAGUGUCAGAGCGGAUACAUACUGUCGUCUCUACUCCCUCAGUGUGGACAGCUUCAACGAGGUCUUGGAGGAACACCCUAUGAUGAGGCGGGCCUUUGAGACGGUGGCCGUCGACCGGUUGGACCGCAUUGGUAGGAAGAACUCUAUCCUGAUGAGGAAGCCGUCCCAGGCGGGUUCCAUGGCGGGGGGCAGUGGUUUGGGGCGUGGGGGUCGAGGAGGAGCGGGGGCAGGGCUAGGCAUGGGAGGGCUGGGCUCCUGUGACAGCAUGCUGGUUCAGCAGACCGUUAAACACGACAGCAUGCCAGCCAUGCAGGAGGCCAUCGCUGCUGCCGCAGCAGGAAGGGGAGGGGCCACGGGAGGAAGUGGUACGGUCUCUCCUAGGCCCCACCCACUGAUCUGGGCUCCACUGAUCCACGCUCCGCUCCAGACGGCGGCCGCUACGACUAACGUGGCCAUCGCCCUCAUGCACCAGCAGCAGCAGCAACAGCAGCUUCAACAUCAGCUACAGCAGCAACAUGCGCUAGGAGGCGCUAUAUUCCUCCCCUCCAUCUCUCCAUCGUCCUCCGUCUCCUUCCCCCUCUCCCCCCCGCGGCCCCCUGUCCUGCAGCCCCUGCGCCCCUCUGUGAGUUCCCUCAUUGGGAUGAUGGGAGUAGGAGGGAUGGGGGGGCUGUCCCCUAGAGGGUUUCCUGCCUUCCCCUCCCCCUCGCCCUUCCCCAUGGUCCCCCCGGGAGGUGUGAUAUCACCCCCUGUUGCUCAAACCCCACCCACACCGGCCUCCUCUGUUUCCACGUCGCUCCAAUUAGGAAAGACCCUGCACUACAGUCUCCGCCUCCACCCGGAACACUCUUCAGUGAUGUGUGGAACCCCAGGAAUCCCCAAGGUAGGAGGGGCCACCACACCCCAUCUGUUCUACCACGUGAAUCCAACUGCAGCCACCAGUGUCAUGUCAGACACUUGCAGUUCCAUGGCUGGCCAGCAUGGGGCCAAGGAGGCGCUAUUGCGUCACGGAGGCAGCAGCAACCAGGGCCUGCCUGCACUUGGGAGGCUCACCCAGGAGGCCAGGCUCCUCUCCGCCUCGCAGCCCACCCUGCCUCAUCGAUCCUGGGCAAGCAUGCAGCCUCACCCCCCUCUCCAGCGGAAGGCCUCUGGAGGUAACCUGCUUCCAGCCUCAUUCCUGACUGGGACGCAGCUAGCCAGGGGUGGCAGUGUGGGGGUGUUGACUACUCCCCUACCAGUACAAGUCUCAGCACAACAGUUACAGAUGCGCCCCUUCAAUGCACAGAUACAAGCACAUAACCUGGGCUCUAUACAGCCCAUCCCUGAUCAUGUCUCUACACACUGCCCUGCACACACACACACAGCCACACACACACAUCCUUUCGCUGUACCUGCAGCCACACCCACAUCAGCUUCUCCCCUGGCCUCCUACACCCUCUCCUCUGCUCCCACUCCUUUCUCCCUCAUCCCAGCCCUGCCACUGACCCCUCGCCCCAAACCCACCCCUACACCCCCAUCUCGCUCCUCCUCUCCUCCCCCCUGCUCCAUCCCUCCCUCUUCCGGAACUACUCCACUCACCUCAACCCCUCGUCCCAAACCCACCCCUACACCCCCAUCUCGCUCCUCCUCUCCUCCCCCCUGCUCCAUCCCUCCCUCUUCCGGAACUACUCCACUCACCUCAACCCCUUUGUCCAAACCCAUCCCUACACCUCCCCCUCGCUCUUCUUCCCCCUCUCCCUCCUCCACUCCCCCUCCCUCCUCUGUAACCACCUCUUUCCCCCUCACCUCAACCCCUCGCCCCAAACCCAUCCCUACAACUCCCCUGUGCUCUUCUUCCCCCUCUCCCUCCUCCACUCCCCCUCCCUCCUCUGUCAGUGCCCCUCUCUCACUUCCACAAACCCAUGGGCGCAAGUCCUCUCUCGCGUCCCCCUCUCCCCCCUCCUCUUCCCUACCUUCCUCUCCCACUCUUCUUCAGAGCCCCCUAAUCAAGCCCUCCCCUACACCCCCCUCCCCUUACCCUCUAUCUGGGCCCACCCCUACCCCCUCUAAAGCCUUUACCCCUAUCCAGACUCGUACCCCUACCCCUACCCUCUCUCAACCCUCCAAUCGUCCCUCUACCCCUAUUUCUACUCCUGUUCCCAUUCAGAGCCAAACCCUAACUGCAACCCCUACCCCAGCCCCCACCCCAGCCUCCACUCCCACCCCAGCCUCCACUCCCACCCCAGCUCCAAAGCUGACCACAGCCGUAACACCUGUCCAAACCACUACCACCCUCCCACCCACUCAGUUGGUCCCAGGCCCUGCCACCUCUCUCCCUCCAACCUCUUGCCCCCCAGCCACCUCUGCCCCCUCUGCCUCCCCCAAGGGGGGCAAGAAGGACCCGUAGCUGCCUCAGACAGGGAAAGACUAAUAGGGACUGAGAGAAAAACUGCCUGACAACAUGUGAUGGUCCUGGAGGAAAUUAUCUGAUUGGAGGAUGGACUUUUCAGGACAGAUAUAAUGUGUAGAUUGUGUCACCAAACACCCCAUGCCCCAAUUAAAGUAGCACACUGUAAGGAAUAGGGUACUGCAGAUUUGAGUUCAACAAACUAUCCUCCAAACAGUCCAUGACUUGCGACUAGGUUUUAACAGUUGUUGCCAACAUGGCAUGCCAAAAUUCUAGAUUCAAACCGAGUUCGGCAGACUCUGUAUAUCUAUGGCUCUGGUGACUAGGGCAGGCUAGAGUAGAAUCACAGUUUAUAUUUGAAGUCCAAACAUAUAGAUACAUAUCUGUGUUAGUGAUUGUUGGAGCAAGCAAGAGAGAUGAAGUGGAAGAUAAUGGCAGCACACAGUGGGAGGGACGAUACAGCUGUCAGAAAAGACGAGGACGAUGAUGACAAAGAUAGCAAUGGGGCUCGUUGCAUCUUGCUGCUGAUUGGAGGAGGGUUAGUUGGUCAAUUCUAAGGCGACCAAUAAGAUAGGCACUUCCUGAUUUCCAGCUACACCUCCCUUUUACCUCUCGCUCUUCACCAAAGUGUAAUAUUUUGUCAUUAUAUGAUUAAUCAUAGUAUGAGAUUACUAAUCACUGUAAAGUUAGUCAUCAUAUUGAUCAGUAACUAUAGGAGCGAUUGAUCCACUUGUAGUUUUGUUGUCCAAGUUGUGUGGUGUUUAGCUUCGGUCCAAUAUGUUCACACAACUUCUGUAACUGAAUUGUGUGUUUUGGUGCAACACUUAAUACUGCUCCCUCGUAAACUGUGGAUGUGGGUUUAGUUGUUCCGCCUAGCUUCCUGUAAAUGCAUGCCUCUCUCUCUAUUCCCUCCUUUUCCCUCGUUCCUCACCUCCUCUGGCUACUGUCUGCUUUCAUCCUGUCUUUCAUCUCUGUCUGUCUGAUCCUCCUUUCAUCUUUCACGGAGCUUUUGUAGUUAACUACUGUUCCAGAGACAUUCACAGAUGCUCUCUACCUCUCUCCAUCUCUGACUUUUCCCUCUCUCUACUGUAGCUCUCUCUAUCAUUCCCUCCCUCCAUCCAUCCAUCCCUCCCGCUCCUUUCUUCCCUCCCUUGUCCUGGUGUCAUGUCCAGUGCUGUUUGAUGUUUUCUGUGGGUAGCAACAGAGCAUUCCUCUUUUAACCCUUGAUACCAUGUUGCCUAGAUUAUAUGUAAGGACCAAAUGUUUUAUUUGUGAUCACAGCUUUAGCUUUUGAGCAAAAUCAAUGAAAUGAUAGUUGUUGAUGAUGAUGUUAUUGAUGAUGAUGUUAUUGAUUAUGAUGAGGAUGACCAUGAUGAUGGUGACGGUAAGAAUGUUUUGGAUGAUAGCUAGAAUAAAGCACAUUUAGAAAGUCAGUUUGUCUUUGGUGCAUUGAGAAGAAGGCGAGAGAGAAAGUGUGUGUAGGUGUGCGCGUGCGCGUGUGUGUGUGUGUCCUGCCCGGUAGUCCUGAACACCUCCAGAGGUGAAGCAGACUCAUAUCCAAGGUGACGCUUGUGGAUGGG
Messenger RNA from Oncorhynchus mykiss (rainbow trout), 7095 nucleotides. The record is from RefSeq and is a predicted model, not a curated record. Lineage: Eukaryota; Metazoa; Chordata; Actinopteri; Salmoniformes; Salmonidae.